GGGCGCGCGGGGGCGGCGGGCGCGGCGCUGCCAAUCGCAGACAAAGGCCGCCCCAGUGAAUCAUGUGGUGCCGGGGGAGGAAGUGCGGCUUGUUUUCUUUCCUCCAGUCGCCGGGCUCCGGGCGGAGCGCGAUGCUCGGAGACCCCCGCGGGGGCGGCGGCGGCGGCGAGCCCCGAUGAGGCCCGAGCGCCCCCGGCCCCGCUGCAGCGCCCCCGGCCCGAUGGAGGCUCCGCCGUGGGACCCUCUCCGCAACGACUCGCUGCCGCCCACGCUGACCCCGGCCGUGCCCCCCUACGUGAAGCUCGGCCUCACCAUCGUCUACACCGUGUUCUACUCGCUGCUCUUCGUGUUCAUCUACGUCCAGCUCUGGCUGGUGCUGCGCUACCGCCACAAGCGGCUUAGCUACCAGAGCGUCUUCCUCUUCCUCUGCCUCUUCUGGGCCUCCCUGCGGACGGUCCUCUUCUCCUUCUACUUCAAAGAUUUCGUGGCGGCCAAUGCGCUCAGCCCCUUCGUCUUCUGGCUGCUCUACUGUUUUCCCGUGUGCCUGCAGUUCUUCACCCUCACGCUGAUGAACUUGUAUUUCACGCAGGUGAUUUUCAAAGCCAAGUCAAAAUAUUCUCCAGAAUUACUCAAAUACCGGUUACCCCUCUACCUGGCCUCACUCUUCAUCAGCCUCGUUUUCCUGUUGGUGAAUUUAACCUGUGCGGUGUUGGUGAAGACGGGAAACUGGGAGAGGAAGGUCAUUGUCUCCGUGCGUGUGGCCAUUAAUGACACUCUCUUUGUGCUGUGUGCCGUCUCGCUCUCCAUCUGUCUCUACAAAAUCUCGAAGAUGUCCUUAGCCAACAUUUACUUGGAGUCUAAGGGCUCCUCCGUGUGUCAAGUGACCGCCAUCGGAGUGACCGUCAUCCUCCUCUACGCCUCCCGGGCCUGCUACAACCUGUUCAUCCUCUCGUUUUCUCAGAGCAAGAACGUCCAUUCCUUUGAUUACGACUGGUACAAUGUAUCAGACCAGGCGGAUCUGAAAAACCAGCUGGGGGAUGCCGGAUAUGUGGUGUUUGGAGUGGUUCUUUUCGUGUGGGAGCUCUUACCCACCACCUUGGUCGUCUACUUCUUCCGAGUUAGAAACCCUACAAAGGACCUUACGAACCCUGGGAUGGUCCCCAGCCACGGAUUCAGCCCCAGAUCUUACUUCUUUGACAACCCUCGAAGAUACGAUAGUGAUGAUGACCUUGCCUGGAACAUCGCCCCUCAGGGACUUCAGGGAAGUUUUGCUCCAGACUACUAUGACUGGGGACAGCAAACAAACAGCUUCCUGGCACAGGUGGGAACUUUCCAACCAGACUCCAUGUUGGAUCCUGACAAGCCAAGCCAGGGGCAGCAUCAGUAAAAAAAUUUUAUGGAAGAUUCCUCAAGUGAGAGGCUUCAGAGAGACUAACUCAAUGACAGCUGAAUUUUUAAUAAGGCACUUUUCCUUAAGACAUAGGACUUGAUUUUUAUUUGUUACAGGUUUCUAAUGGCUCCAUAGGACUAAGCAAUAAUUUAGAUUGAUAAAAACCUUAUUUUAGUACUAAAAAGUGAGCCUGGCCACCUAUUUCAGUGGGUAUAAUUUAAACUUUAAAAAAAUUCUGUACUUUUAUAAAGAUGUAUUUUAUAUAACUUAAUAAUGCUAAAAUAUAUACUAGGGUUUUUUGAGAAUGUUAUUGCAAUAUAUGUUUGUAGUUUGCACAGACUUUUAUGCAUAAUUCACUUUAAAAGCAUACAGUACAUGGUCUGAUGGUUGUUUAAGGCUUUUGGACUAAAGUGUUCUUUAGGUCCUCACCUCUUCGGGUCAUGCAGAUCCGAAGCUUCUGAAUCAACUCGAAAUACAGUUGACAUCUCGGAAAGCCAGUUACAACUCCAGUGUUAAAAGUUAUGAUGUAGGAGAAUGUCCAGGACUUGUACCAGGUAAUUGGCCCCUUCCUCUGAGUUCUUUAAGGUCCAGGCAGUUGUUCCCUCAACUAAUCUCCUAAAUUUUGCCAAAAAGGUGGUAUCCUUUCAACAGGGCACUAAAUGCAUACGCUUCGGUGAUGAGUCGGUGUGUUAAAAACCGAGUGGACUCACGCUAUUAAACGUGCUCUGCUCUAUGUGGAAACUUUGCCUGGUUUUUCAGCCCAGUGAAAUCUGAUAAGCGGUACCUGAGGGCCUCUGCAGGACAGCGCCAUUCCCAAAGCACCGAUGGUUCCUUACCUUCAAGGAACAAAGGAGAGGUUCUCGCAAGGGGAUGAGUAAGAAAUGCCCUUGAUCCAGAAGACUCGACAGGUUUCCUGUAACUUCCCACCAUAUCUCGAGUAAUGCCCUUUAUUUUUAAAUAGCUCUGAGAGCAGCCUAUUAGAAACUGCAACUUUAAAAAGGCCAGUUUUCUGUAGUAGGAUUCCUGCCUCUUAGCCACCCAAAAGGGUGUGUUCCAGACGAUUGCUCAGAAGUCCUCUUCCCUUUAAAUGAGACCCCUGUCCUGAAAUACUGGUUCCCCAGCCACAGGUGCUACUCUGAAACCUCCAAGAUCUUCUAAAAGUACAACUGCCUCUAAUGCAAAACCGUGGUGCAUGGCUCUGUCAGUUGAAUGCUCUCAUUUUCUGUAAAUCGGAGAGAAGGUACUAGAGGAAGUGCUGUUACCAGAAAGUAUCUGCUCUGCCUACGAAAUCUUACAUCUCAGGACAGGAGGAGGAGAUGAAGAGAAAGUUAUAUUAAUAAGCUCUGCCUUCAGGAUGAAACCCAUUUCAAGAUGUCUUUUUUUUUUUUUUUUUUUUUUUUUGUGGUCUUCAGAAAUAACUUAUCUCUGGGCACUGAUUUCAUUCACAGAGAUCAAGUCUACUUUCUCUUGAUAGUAUUUAAAAUUGCCAUCUCAAGUCAUAAAUGGUUUGUGAUUGGGUUAUGUCAUUUGUACAGAACACAUUUAUCCUGCAGAAUCCCACAUAACAGCAUUCUUGCCUUUUAGUAUAUGGAAGAAUUGGGGUCACACAUCAUUGAAAAUAGUUACUGUCAGGGAAAAUCGUACACUGAAGCAAAAUUUGCACUGGUUACUUGGGUUGCCUAUUAUAUUGUAAGUUGUCAUUCUAAAUAGCUUUAAGAACACCUGACUUGUCAAUACUGUCUUUGUUACUAAUACUUAGGAAAAUUUAAAGGCAGACCUGUCAUAUGCUUAAAACUUUAGAUCAUGCUUUCACAGAAAGUACUUAAGAUCUUUCAAGGGUAGGUAUAUUUUUUUAAUAUAGUAAUAAAUCACUAAAAUCAUCCAAUUAUUCUACUCCUGCUGUAUCAACACAUUAUUCUAUCACUACUGGCAGGAAAAUUAAAUACCCAGCAUUAACCGAUAAAAGCCAAAAUUCUAUUUUUAUGAUAAAGCUAUUUGAACUAUUUUUUUUUUUACUGGAAAGGAUAAAAAUGUUCUAAGAGCCCAUAUUUCUCUUCCCCUUUCUAAAAAGUAUUGCUAAAGCACAAGUAUUGUAAACACAUCUAGAAUGUAAAAAAUAGGAUUGUAUCAAACUCUCUCUCCUAGUAAAUGACCACAUGUACCCUGUGAAAUGUUACAGGUAUGGUAUGAAAAGGGAAAUGAAAUUUUCCUUUAGUUUCCUAAGUGUUGUGAAAUAGGUACACUAACAAAGCUACUACUGCUUACGUGAAAUAUUAAAGGCUAAGAGAAGACAAGGAGUGGGGAUUACUGGUUGUAAAAUAUCCAAAUGUCCUCCUGUUUUAAGGCAACAUGAUGAAAUUUAAACCCUGGUCGUUUAAAAGUUAAAAAUAGGGAAGAGGCAGAGUCGCUGAAAAUUGUGGACUAAGUCUGAUUCUGCACUAAAAGGCUGAGUAUUUCUGUGCACCUGCUGGAGAUCUUGCAGAAUGGGUAUGCACCCUUGCAGGUAACGGCCUACAGGUGCCAGCUGAGUCGUGUGGAUACCUUUCAUCGGCUCUUUUUCUCUUUCUACAAUUAACCUGUUUAAUUGAGCCAGUGAUUGUGAUACACGGAGCUGGGACCGUAAGAAGUUUUGACGGUUGCACUCUACACAUCAAUCGUAUUUAGUUAUGCCAGUUCUCUCUUGAAUGUAUCAGGCACGUUGUUAAAACUGUGCUUGUUUAGCUGUGUAAAUCAGGGACACCUGCAAGUGCGUCCCCAGAUACCCUCUUUUACCAAAAUCCAACAGAACUGCUCUUUGUUGGCCUUGAACACUUAAUUCCUAUUACGAGGAAAGGAAUAAGCAUUAGUAAAUCCUAGAGCACGAAAAGUGCUUUGAGGAAAAGGUUCUCAUUUAUAUUUACUCAUAGUAGAUAUUACUAGAAUAUUGCUUUUAUUUUUUUAGAACAUUGCUUUUAUUUUUUUAAUAAAGGUAAAUUUACAUUAGAAUUAAAUGGGUGUAAGUAUUUGAACCUUUUUUGAAGGUUUCCAACUGAAGAAACUUUGUUUAAAAAAUACCUUUUCACUUUAGAGGAUGUAUAAUAAAACCUAGACAAGUGUCAGGUCCAUCAAAGACCUAUCUCCUAGGCCUUUCCAUUUUUUGUCCCAGGUUAGUGAGAAUUUCACUAAUUAAAAAAGUUUCUAACUAUGCAUAAUACUAUUUUAAGGCUUCUCAUGGUCCAGAGAGAGGAGCUGUUGGAAAGGAUCAGGCUAAAAUAAUGGAAUUCUCAUCAGAAACCGUAAAGUGAUUCAAGUGAGGAAACAUUUAAGGAACGAAGGGAGUGGAAUCCUGUCAGUGUCUAGAGAGUGCUUAUUAUGUGCUAGACACUGGGAGUAUUGGGCGUUUGCCAGUCUGUGGGUCCAAGGUGUAAACUCAGCAGCAUCCUUCCGUUAACUCUCCUCUCGGCCCUUAGUAGGGAUAUAUGCAAAGGCCUUGUGCCAGUGGGUCAGAAUACCUGGAAGUAGCUAAAGAUGUCCCCGUACCCCCAACCUAGAUAUCACUGUGGAUUCCCUGUGCCGGUCACGCAGCUCCUCGGGGCCUGGGCCUUCACGGCGGGUCCCUCCGUGUGGAGUUCUGAGGUGGAUCCAAGUCCUCGGAUCCAAAUCACCAGCUCCUGAUGGAAUCCACCUGGUUCCUCCAAAGCUGGAUUUUCAUCUUUUCUCUGACCUGUGGCUGAAACCUCUCCUCUCUCUGCCCAGAAGCUGAUGAUACUUCAUGCCAGCAUAGCCUCCAAAUGUCUUCCCUUUUGCAACGUUAAGGCUCAGAACAUUAAGCCUCUUUAUCUCCAGAACAGGUUUUCUGCCUCUGAACUUCAGUGUGGCCAAAACUGGAGAUCAGAUGCCUGCUUCCUCAAGCUAGAUUUGUGACUUCCCUCUAAAUCCCUCCCUUUCUCUGAACCUGUUUUCCACGAAUCUCGCUAACCGACAACAGCCCCUCCAGUCCCUUGGCGGUCCCCACAUGGUGCUCCUUGAAUUCAGGCAUUAAUUGAGAUAUAAAACAGUAUGUUUAGGAAGAACAAAUGUUUUGUCAGAGCCAUUCAGUUUGUGUUACUGAGUACCCGUGGUCUGCUGUCCCCUUACUGAAGUUUGCAGACCUAACACCUACGCAGUGGAGAACACUUUCCCAUUCGGAGGCAUAUUCUGUGAAGGAAAUCCGUAUGGAAAGUUAAAUAAUUUAUCCGAGUGCUGCCUGAAGAAUGUGGACUCUGCUGUGAGCGAGGGGUGUUACGGUGUGAUUUUAAUCCAUCUGUGACAACUUGAUGGCAUCGUCAGAGAGACACGAAGAUGUGUUCACACUGAGGGCAUCUUCUCUGCUAGACAGGUUUCUAUGUUAGCUAUUCCUGGGUGUGUCCUCGCUAGAAGCUAGGGCUAGCCUAGUUAGGUUACGUAAUUCAUAAGCUACAUGAUGGCUGGGGUAUUUGUGUUUUGUUCACUGUCCCGACACCCACAACAGUGAAUGAACAGUCCAAUCCUGUUCUUGUGGUAGACGGUGUCUUUUUUAAGGGUAACUUCUUUGAUUUGCACUUGUAUCUGCUAUGUAUUGAUUUGACAAGUAUAAUAUUCCUGUAACGGCCUAUCCCUGUUUUCUUAGGAGUCUGACAGAUAUGUAGCUUUUGGGUAAAGAAUUCAUAAUGGAAUAAAAAAGGAAAUAAGGAUUUUACGUAAAGAUAGCCUCUUAGAAAUCAUUUGAGAACUCCAUCUUAAAACAGGAGCAUGGAGAUGAAAAUAGGUCUACACAGGCACCGCAUGCCCAGUCGUGGCCCUCACCUGUCUGGGCACUGGCAGGUGAAACACUGAAAUAAUGAACACAACAGGCAGUAAAAAGUAGAUUCUUAUCAGGUAAAGAAUAAAAGGAGUAGGGACACAUUAGGUGGUUAAAAGGGCAACUCUCCAGAGAAAACACCAAAUAGGGCCAAGUUCUAGCAUGAUCUGUAUGUUCAAGAAUGUUUUUAAAACUCAUAUGGAAUAAACAAGCAAAGCUAAAGAAAACCUUUUAAAAAAAGGGGAGGUUGGGGAGAAGAGGGGACCACCACACCAGAUAUUUAAACACAGACCCCGAGUAAUUAAAAUAACUGUGGUACUGGUACCUGAGUCAACAGACUGAUGCAGCGGAGAACCCAGAUACAGACCUAGAUGCAUGUAGGGUGUUAGAUACAAUAAAUGUAGCAUCUCAGACUGGUGAGGACAAGAUGAACUGUCCAGUAAUGACACUAGAAAAACUGAGUAAUCAGGCAGGAAGAAAUUGGGUCGAAUCCAUAACUUACGCCCCUUGCCAGGACAUACUCCAAAGGUAUCAAAUCCCGAUCUAAAAAAAGCCAUGAAAGUUCUAAAAGAAAAGGUAGGUGAAUCACUGCUCUUAAAAAGUAAGAAGGUAUUCCUAACUCUGACUCAAAGUCCAGAAACCACUGAGAAACUGAUAAAUUAGACUGCAUUAAAAAAAAUUGCAUGGCAAAGCUAUCCUAAAUAAGCCAAGUCACAAGACAGACACCAAAUAGAAAAAAAAAAAAAAUACAAAGGAUUAAUAUCUGUAACAAAGCACUCGCAGAAACAGAAGAUCAACGGUGUAGUACAAAAAUGGGUAAAAGAUACGAACUCAAAAGACACGUACAAACACCAUGGAUUUUCAACAUGUUAAAAGGAGUCAGUCUCGCUGGUAAUAAGAAAAAUCAAAACUAAAACACACUGAUACACAAUUUUGUAUCUAUCAGAACAGCAAACAGCAGGGGCGCCUGGGUGGCGCAGUCGGUUAAGCGUCCGACUUCAGCCAGGUCACGAUCUCACGGUCCGUGAGUUCGAGCCCCGCGUCGGGCUCUGGGCUGAUGGCUCGGAGCCUGGAGCCUGUUUCCGAUUCUGUGUCUCCCUCUCUCUCUGCCCCUCCCCCGUUCAUGCUCUGUCUCUCUCUGUCCCAAAAAUAAAAAACGUUGAAAAAAAAAAAAAAAAAAAAGAACAGCAAACAGCAAACCCACAUCCACGUAGGUAAGGUGGCAGGUAAGCACGUAGAUCCAUCAAUUCGGUAAAACCACCUCCGUGGAGGGAAACAGUCUAUCUUUCAAAAUUAUAAAUGGAUAUGGCCUGUGACCCAACAAUUCCCUUUUGCGGAAUUUAUUCUACAAGUACAUAUUUACAUAUGUGUGGAAUGACACAUGCCCAUUAGUAGGGCAUUGGUUCAUUAAAUGACUGUCCAUUCACACUACGGAAUAUCGAGCAGUUAGUAAAAAAAAAAAAAAAAAAAAAAGUUUUUAA
Molecule: messenger RNA, 7669 nt
Organism: Felis catus (domestic cat)
Lineage: Eukaryota; Metazoa; Chordata; Mammalia; Carnivora; Felidae
Gene: GPR137B
Product: G protein-coupled receptor 137B
Exons: 7
Coding region: 176-1387 (403 amino acids)
Biological process (GO): negative regulation of osteoclast differentiation; negative regulation of bone resorption; regulation of autophagy
Cellular component (GO): lysosomal membrane
Source: RefSeq, a predicted model, not a curated record